Molecule: messenger RNA, 477 nt
Organism: Anthostomella pinea
Lineage: Eukaryota; Fungi; Ascomycota; Sordariomycetes; Xylariales; Xylariaceae
Source: the annotation of a GenBank genome assembly
AUGGACACCGCUUGUGGCGGAAUCAUCACGGGCGAGGCCAACCGGGCAGACCUGCAGGCCCAGCAGGCGGCUGCGGCUGGCGCCGGCGGAGGCGACAACGCUGCCUGCCGGUGGCGGAGGUGCUCUUUCCCAUACUACCCCAAUGGGCCCAUUGAGGACACCACGAACCGUAUCCUUGAGCACUUGAAGCCCCUCGAGAACUUGAGUCUGAGCGGCUUCGUUGUCCACGAGACACUCGAUAUCGCCGUACGGUGCUGCUGGAGGCGGAGGCGGACACGGAGGAAGCCAAUAGAGGAGAGAAGGAGAGGCCUACGGGGCGUUUCAGACUCGCCGGUACAACCAGUACCAAGGGAAAGUAAGCAGCAUGGCACUAUACACUAUGAGGCAGGUAUAGUCAUCCCGCGGCUGCCAGCAGAACUCCAAUGCAAGAUUUGGGAGGACGCCAUUGAGGGAGAGAGAGCGAGCAACGCGUCAUGA